Vitrella brassicaformis is the source of this 4075-nucleotide messenger RNA. The record is from the annotation of a GenBank genome assembly. NCBI's taxonomy places the organism in Eukaryota, Vitrellaceae.
GGCUUCCUGUGUCCGUCCGUUUGCAUGCCACUAUCAGUUGUGUGGAUGUCCAUAAAUCACUUCAAGGCCAUGGCCAUUCUGUUUUGUGUGCAACAGAUGUGCUGCCCACAUUGGAAAAACACCACCCACCAGCCACCCACCCACCCACCAGCAACACCCACACCCGCCCACCCAUCCAUUCAUCAGCAAGACCAACAGACAAGUGGAGCAAUCGCAAGGCAGCGAAAGCACACAGACAGACAGACAGACAGACAGAGAGACAGACGAGCGGACACACAGAGAGAGAGAGACAGCGAGCGAGCAAGAUUCACCCUGGCUUAUUGCUGAUCGCUUGUUUGCCCAUGUUGGUAUGCACAUAAACGACUGACUUGUCUGUUAUCAGCAGCAACACAUCUCAGCACUUUACAAUCGGCACAUCUCUUGCGAUGCGCUUAUCCCCAAAACCACCCAUUCCCCCCCCUCCGCCGCACCCCUCCGCCGCACCCCUCCGCCCCCACAUGAGCUCUUCCCCCCGUCUGCACAAGCCGUGAUUCGCAUAUCCACUUCCGCCUUAGAUCAACACACCACACGUGCCACACACCGGACCGACGGGCAUAUGAAUUGGCCCCUUUGCGGCGUGCGGGCGUAGACGUCAUAUCUGUACAUCAACAAGCUCACAUAGUUCUCACUGCGGCCAGAGAUCGAUACAAGCGGUGAGAGAGGUGGAGAAGGAGAAAGAGAAAGAAAAAUCUAUGGCAAGAAUCUCAGCAAGUGACUUGAAGCUCACGCAUUCACGUCCAUAUGCAGCGCAGCAGGCAGACGCCAAUUAGUUGUACGCAAGACAGCGAAAGCAUACAGACAGCAACAGAGAGAGCGAGAGAGAGGCAAGACAUUUCCCUGGAUUCUGAUUGUUCAUUCGCUGUUCCCCUUCCCCUGCACACACUGAUUGUUCGUUCGUUGUGUCGGUAUGCAACCCCAGCACCCGACCCAGCUACACGCAAGAGACAAGAGAAAGAACAGUAGAGGUUUGAUUGUUUCUUCGUCAUGUCGGCGUGCACAUCAACGAACGACUGACUGACUUGUCUGCUCCCAGCAGUAUCACCCUAGGUACGCAAGGCACGGCGAAAGAUGAGGAAUGAUCGGGCUAUGUGCAUAUGCGGCCCUCUGUUGUCACAUAAACCGACCAUGCAGCAAGUGAAACACGUCCACACAUGCACCAGUACCAGCGUCAGACAGUGAUACACAGACACGGAGAGCACACGGGCAGACGGCAAGAGUGAGAAAGAUAUGGAGAAAGAAAAACAAUCUCACCUCUUGUUCGCAGCCCCAAAAGGAACCCAUACACACCCCCAGCACUCACUCGCUCACCACAGGCCUUGUUGAUUCAUUCAUGCCGUGAACACACACACACACACAACACACACACACACACACACAGAGAGAGAGAGAGAGAGUAUAAAAGAGAGCCACGCAUCACAACCCCCCCUCCCCCCAGCCCUCCCUCACAUCUGUCAACCCAUCACUUGUCGGUCCCGUCUCCCGAUUUGCCCUGCUGCUCCUGCCCGUCAUCACCUGCAGCCACGGCGCUCUGCUUGCCACCUGUGGACUUGCGGCCCCCUCGUCCCACAGCAUCAGAGAAAUCGCAAGCCGGAAGAUCAUCUCGGUCGCUGCAUUGCAUCUCGGGAUAGCCAAGGGCCCCCGGGCAGACAGGGAGGAGAGAACCACCCGCGGCGCUAGCCUCGUUGGUGCAGCACAGCGCGCAGGGUUGUCUGGAAUCCAUCGGGGGUGGCUCAAUGAUCUGCUGCACUCCCACACCAAAAGUGUUAAUGCCACUUCUGCACAUCGAUCCAAGGCAGGGCAGAUUCUCCGCCUUGCCGCAGCAGAAUUCUGGGCACUCGGGCAAGGAGCCUGUUGGUGUUGUCGUCUUUUCGUCAUUGCUGCAGCAGGACGGGAAGUCGCCGAGAGCAGGAUCAUCGCUGCAUGACCCAUCGUUGACGUUCCCCGGGCACACGGGCAGUCGAUUCGCCGGGUCCGAUUCGGCGGUCUCUCGGUUGGUGCAGCACGACGGGCAAAAAAAUAUUAGAAGAAGAGGCACCCGAGCCCCCUCCGAAUUGCUUCGGCUGGACAAGCAACCCAGCAAAUCCGGGUUCAGCAACAGGAACGGGAAGACAAAAGGGUCCGGGGCAUGGAUCUUGGCCUGGUCAACCGCAGCAGAAGUCGGGCUCGUCACACACCACUCUGACCGGGCACUCCUUGGUGCUCGUCCUCUCAGUGCCGUCAAACUCGUCCUCGACGGUAACCGUGGCCUUCACCUUAGCCGUGCCAACCGUGCCAGAAUCGACGUCUUCACCUGCAAGAUGCACACAUCCUAGACAAACCCCAUUCAUUCUGUGUGUUCAAUGAGCUGACUGCAUUGCUUGGCUCUGAUGACAUUUCCAGUGCGCUUCACUUUGAUGCCCGGGUCUGCUACAAUGGACUGGAAUACACACGGACACAGGGACAGACAGCCACGAUGCAGAGACGCAAAGGGGACGCAUGUGAUGCGUGAGUCGACCUUGACUUCGAAAUUGACAGUAGUAAGCUCUCGAAGUGCGUUCACGUCAUCUUCGUCCUCUGAACGCAACCCUCUGUACGUCGCCCGGAAGAGACUCUCGACCUCUGAUGUCAAGAGCCUAAUCUUGUUGGGUCCGCCACCUGUGGCGAAGAGUGCUGGAGGCACGAACUCGUUAAAGCAUCUGCAGGCAGUGACAGCAGGGACACGUGUACGCAGCUUGCCUGCCUGCCUGCCUGCCUGCCUGCGUCUGUGAGUGCGUCUGUGCGUGCGCGCGUGUGUGCUCACUCGAGUUCUGGAUCCUGUUUGAAGCACUGGAUCUUGAUGGGGCAUGUGGUUGGCCUGCUUUUCACCCCGUCGUUCCUCUUGACCACAAUCGUGAUGGGCACACGGAUCCGCCGCGCACCAAUGAGCUCAUCGACGCCAUCAUCACUGAGGAUACGCGGAGUAAUGCAAUUGUCUAAUCCUGUUGUUGUGUUGCAGCCAGACAGAAGACAGGCAGGCCAAUUGAUUUGUGUGUCUGUGUGUCCAUCCAUCCAUCCAUCCAUCCAUCCACGAAAACGUACGUUCGCAUGCGAUUUGCAGCUCGAAGCCAUCUCCUGAUAUGUCGGUUGAUAUUUUGAUGCCCUCAGCGUUGUUGCCUCGAUCGGUCACCAAGAAGCGGAAAUCCUCGGGGAUGCCGACGUUGACGAUCCUGAAUUUGUCUGCAUCGACGUGAUGAGAUCAGAGCUGGGCACAAAGCCCUGCAGGACAAACAGCGGGUACACGAGUGAGAAGGUGCGAAGGUCGUGAAGGUACCACUUCAGCAAAUGCGGCGAGGAGGGGUGGUGGGUCCUUACACCUGACAGUUGACAGACAGACAACACAGGCACUCAGCGAUGAUUUCGCUCUCAUCUCUGUCUGUCUGUCUGCCUGCCUGCUGGCCUGCUUACGUGAUGAUGUCAGGCCUAUCCUCACAGACGCCUUCAUCCUCGUCUAAGACUUCACCUCUAUCCCCACUUUCGUCUCCUCCCUUGUUACAGAAACCCGAGCAGCAGUUGGCACCAUCCGUACACUUUCCGUCAGCUUCCACACACGCAGCACACUUGCCCAUGUCCUUCGACUCGUCUCCGGUCUCAUCUGCCUCGCUAUCCUCGUCAAAAUGACAUAUUUUGACGCAGCACUCGUCAUCGGUACUGCAGGGCCUGCCGCACUCCUUGCAGUUGCGGCGGCCGAGAGCGCCGUUGUGCUCUGCCGUUGCCGUGUCAUUCAGCGGAGGCUGCUGCUUGGAUGCCUGCUGCUUGGUGGCGGCGGCUUGCUUCACUUUUGGCCUUCGUGUGUCGUCCUGGAGCGAACGGGUGAGGGCCGCAUGGGGGGAGCCCGCACGCAGCAGCGCUAAGAGAGAGACAGAGAGGGACGCACACACAGUGACCACAGCGGUCUCACUGUGUGAGAGCUCACCAGGCGAGAUGAUGAGCAGCAGGACCGGGAAAACUGACUCACGCAUUGUGCGUUGCUUCGGGGAAGGCCGCGAGGGGGAGGGGGAGGGGGAGAAAAAGAAGGAAG